Molecule: messenger RNA, 1143 nt
Organism: Theobroma cacao (cacao)
Lineage: Eukaryota; Viridiplantae; Streptophyta; Magnoliopsida; Malvales; Malvaceae
Source: RefSeq, a predicted model, not a curated record
CACAUUUCCCCCACGCGAACUGUUCAGUAAUCCAAAUCCAAUUACGCUUCCUUCUCCCCUACUUUUCCUUCCUUUGGUCAAGUUUAUAUACUCUAGUGAGAGGAGGAAUAAUAAUAACGGACACCUUUUUCUUAUAUAAGUAGUAUUGACCAUUCCAUGUUUUCAUAUUAUUUCUGUGAACUUGAUUCCUGGAAAGUAUAGAAAAACAAAUAAGAAAAAAGAAAGCUUGAUAUUUCAGCUUCAGCUGAGAAGAUCAAACAAAUAUUCAAUCCUACAGCAACAAAUCCUCAAAAGUCCUUCGUUUUUUUAAUCUGGUAUGAGUGAAGGCUACAGAAAUGCAAGUGCAAGCUCCAGCUCAAGUUUGAAUAGCAGUUUCCAAGAUACAGAGGAUGAUCAAACCAUAGCAAGCAUCUUAGCAGAAGAGGAAAACUUGCACAAAGAUGGCAGGCUUGCAAAAAGACUCUCCCAUCUGGAUUCUAUACCGCACACUCCUCGUGUCAAUGGGGAAAUACCUGAUGUGAAUGAUGCUACCUUAGAUCAUGAACGACUGUCUGAAAGGUUGGCCACUUAUGGUUUAGCUGAAUUGCAAAUUGAGGGUGAUGGAAAUUGCCAGUUUCGGGCGUUAGCAGAUCAGCUGUUCCGCAAUCCAGACUACCACAAACAUGUUAGGAGGCAGAUAGUCAAGCAGGUAAGGUUUAUGUUGCUCCAUAAAUGCAGACAUUUCCUGUUACCUUGUUUUUUGUGGUAUCAACUGCAGUUUGGAGCCAAAAUUUGUCUUGUCACCUCUUUUCGUGACACUUGCUAUAUUGAGAUCAUGCCCAAAGAAACAAGUCCUACUAGAGAAGUUUGGCUGAGCUUCUGGAGUGAAGUACAUUACAAUUCAUUAUAUGCAAGUGGAGAUGUUCCCACCAGAGCACCAAGAAAAAAGCAUUGGCUUUUUUAGGUUUAAGGCACAUUCAGACCAUUUGUGUAUCUGCUGUACCUACAAUCACUUUACCUAUAUACUACCUUAAGAACUACAGUCUGUUAUUGUAAUUUUAUAACAAUAUGAUUCACAUCUAGCUCUUUGAUAACUAAAAUUUUUCUUUGUAUACAAAUAAUUGGUGAUCACGAUGAUAUAGGAAGUAUUGAUUGUGCAGUCUC